AUGCCUACUCAGCGCUUUAGAGCAAUCAUCGUCGGAGGUGGGCCAGUCGGCCUCACAGCCGCUCAUGCCCUCUCACGCGCCAACAUUGACUUCAUUCUUCUUGAACGUCGAUCAAGUGCAGUCAUUGACGCCGGCUCCAAUCUCGUCCUCAACCCCAUGGGCCUGCGCGCUCUGGAUCAGCUUGGUCUCGCUGCUCCUCUUGAGCAAGUCAGCUCUCCUCUUGGUCUGAUCAACCGCCAAGACCACCAGGGCAACGAUAUCGGAGAUGCGUACUGGUUCAUCCUGUUUAACAAACUACUUGGAACAUUUCCUCGAGUAGUCAGCCGCCACGACCUCACCAAAGUCCUCUACGACUCUUUCACUCCUGUCCAGAAGAGCCAGAUCCUUACCGACAAGAAAGUCGCCGACAUCAUCCCCAGCGAAACCGGCGUUCAAGUCUCCUGCGACGAUGGAACAUCUUACGAGGGAUCCAUCGUCAUCGGGGCAGAUGGCGCUCACAGUUUCGUCCGCAACAAGAUGCGAUCUCUUGCCGAACACGCAGGCUCUGGUGAUGUCAACGACGAGAAACCCUUCCUGACCACAUUCCGAGCUCUCUGGCUGCGUCUGCCUACCAAGUACGCGGGCAUCGAGCCUGGCACCACCUGUGAGACUCACGGUCCUGGCGCGGCCACACAGCUCUUUGCCGGUGAGGAUUCUUCCGUCAUGGGUCUCUAUGAGAAGUUGGAUGCGUCUACUCAGGAUCGUAUCCGAUACACUGAGCAGGAUCAAGUCAAUCUUGUUGAGCGAUGGGGACACAUCCCUCUUGCGCCUGGCGGCAAACUUACCCUCAAAGAGGCCUUCAAUGCUCGCACUCAGUCUGGCCUCGUGAGUCUCGAAGAAGGCGUCGUCAACCAUUGGAGCUGGGGCGGUCGUGUCGUUCUCGCAGGUGACUCAGCACACAAGUUCACCCCCAGCACGGGCUCAGGUUGCAACAACGGCCUUAUCGACGUCGUCGCCCUGGUCAACCAGCUCUACGCUCUUCGCCAGAAGUCCCCCACCCCAACCCAUGCUCAACUCGCCACGGCCUUCCAGUCGUACCAAGCUUCGCGCAUGGAUCCGGUUGUUGAAGCUUGCCGUGGCUCGGGUCAAGCGACUGCCAGCGCCACUUGGCAGACUGGUGUAUUCAAGUUCAUUGACAAGCACAUCAUUGGCAUCACCGCCAUUCAGAACAUGCUGUUCGGACUGGGUGCACCCAAGAUGGCCAAGUCGCCCAAGUUGACUUUCAUCAAAGGACCGGAGAGACAUGUUGGCAAGAUCGCUUGGACAGAGCCUCAGGAGAACAAGGUUUACUGA
Fusarium subglutinans is the source of this 1332-nucleotide messenger RNA. RefSeq names its product zeaxanthin epoxidase. Lineage: Eukaryota; Fungi; Ascomycota; Sordariomycetes; Hypocreales; Nectriaceae. The transcript has 2 exons. Gene Ontology annotation, molecular function: FAD binding. The record is from RefSeq and is a predicted model, not a curated record. Bases 1 to 1332 code for a protein of 443 amino acids.